This is a messenger RNA of Tigriopus californicus, 3562 nucleotides long. It is a transcript of the gene AP-2alpha, whose product is annotated as AP-2 complex subunit alpha-like. Gene Ontology annotation, molecular function: clathrin-cargo adaptor activity. Lineage: Eukaryota; Metazoa; Arthropoda; Copepoda; Harpacticoida; Harpacticidae. Gene Ontology annotation, cellular component: AP-2 adaptor complex; membrane coat. The transcript has 11 exons. Bases 22 to 3039 code for a protein of 1005 amino acids. Gene Ontology annotation, biological process: clathrin-dependent endocytosis; intracellular protein transport. The record is from RefSeq and is a predicted model, not a curated record.
GUGAACAUUUGAGGUACUAGUAUGAGCAUCAAAAUACUUACUGAUACGACGAUUUCGUCCCUAAGCCAACUGUUCCUUCUGAUCCCAUCCCAUCUCAAAAUGUUAGGCGGGGCCUUGUCGUUUUCCCAGCUAAAAAAGAGCCCUCAACGUCCACCUCCCAACCCAGGCCCGCCGGUAGCAGCCCGCCCUGCUUCGAAUUAUUCCAAGAACCCGCUCACCAAUCACGGGCUCGCCCUCUCGUACACGAAUAUGCCGGCCGUGAGAGGCGAUGGCAUGCGCGGCUUGGCCGUGUUCAUUUCCGACAUCCGCAAUUGCAAGUCCAAAGAGGCCGAGGUCAAGCGGAUCAACAAGGAGUUGGCCAACAUCCGCUCCAAGUUCAAGGGCGACAAGACCUUGGACGGAUAUCAGAAGAAGAAAUACGUGUGCAAGCUCCUGUUCAUCUUCCUCUUGGGUCAUGACAUUGAUUUCGGGCACAUGGAGGCCGUCAAUCUCUUGUCCUCGAAUAAAUACACAGAAAAGCAGAUUGGAUACUUGUUCAUCUCGGUGUUGAUCAGUCAGAAUAGCGACCUCAUCAACCUCAUCAACCAAAGCAUCAAGAACGACUUGUCCUCGCGCAAUCCGGUCCAUAUCAGCCUGGCCCUCCAAUGCAUCGCCAAUAUUGGGUCCAAGGACAUGGCCGAAGUCUUUGCCCCGGACAUUCCCAAACUCCUCGUUUCCGGGGAUACUCUGGACGUAGUGAAACAAUCGGCUGCUCUUUGUUUGCUUCGUUUGUUCCGCACUGAUCCGUCGAUUAUCCCCGGGGGUGAAUGGACCUCUCGGAUCAUUCAUCUACUGAACGACCAGCACAUGGGCGUAGUGACCGCUGCCAGCUCGUUAAUUGACGCUCUGGUCAAAAAGAACCCCGAUGAGUACAAGGGGUGUGUUCCACUAGCUGUUUCGAGGCUGUCAAGGAUUGUCACCGCCAGCUACCAGGACUUCCAAGACUACACUUACUACUUUGUUCCCGCCCCUUGGCUGUCCGUGAAACUUCUACGACUGUUACAAAACUACGCAGCCCCCGAGGACCCUGGAGUUCGGGGUCGAUUGAAUGAAUGUCUGGAGACCAUCUUGAACAAAGCCCAAGAGCCGCCCAAGUCCAAGAAAGUGCAGCACUCAAAUGCCAAGAACAGCGUCUUGUUCGAGGCCAUCUCACUCAUCAUUCACAAUGACAGUGAACCCAAUCUGCUAGUGCGAGCUUGCAAUCAACUCGGCCAAUUCUUGAGUCACCGCGAAACGAAUUUGCGCUAUUUGGCCCUGGAGUCCAUGUGUCUCUUGGCCACUUCCGAGUUCUCGCACGAAGCCGUGAAAAAGCAUCAAGAGACCGUGAUCAACGCCCUCAAAACCGAGCGAGACGUGUCCGUGCGUCAACGGGCCGUCGAUCUGUUGUACGCCAUGUGUGAUCGAUCCAACUCGGAAGAUAUUGUCCUUGAGAUGCUCACCUAUUUGGAGACAGCCGAUUAUUCCAUCCGCGAGGAGAUGGUGUUGAAAGUGGCCAUAUUGGCUGAGAAGUACGCCACGGAUUACAAGUGGUACGUGGAUGUCAUCUUGAACUUGAUUCGCUUGGCUGGUGAUUACGUCUCGGAAGAGGUUUGGUAUAGAGUCAUCCAAAUCGUGAUCAAUCGAGAUGAUGUUCAAGGCUAUGCUGCCAAGACCGUUUUUGAGGCCUUACAAGCUCCAGCGUGCCACGAGAACAUGGUGAAGGUGGGCGGUUACAUUCUCGGCGAGUUCGGAAAUUUGAUCGCGGGCGAUCAACGCUCCUCGCCCGCGGUUCAGUUCCGCCUGUUACAUUCCAAAUAUCACCUCUGCUCCUCGAGCACGCGCGCCUUGCUUCUCACCACCUAUGUCAAGUUCAUCAACUUGUUCCCCGAGAUCAAGGAGCAAAUCCAGAAGGUCUUGAGUCAGGACUCGAAUCUGCGGAAUGCCGACGCCGAGUUGCAACAACGAGCCAGCGAAUACCUGCAAUUGUCCAAUGUGACCUCGUUGGAUGUGCUGGCUACGGUUUUGGAAGAGAUGCCACCCUUCCCCGAGAAAGAAUCAUCCGGAUUGUUGAACCUACUCAAAAAGAAACGACCGGGACGGGUGCCCGAGAACCCGGAAAUCAAAUCCGGCGAAGAAGGAGGUUCGAGUAAGCCGCAAGCUAUCAUUUCUGGCGGGAUCCCGCCUCCUUCGGCCGGAAAUGGAGGUGCAUCCGCCGAUCUUUUGGGUCUGGGAUUCGAUGGUGGCAAUGGAGACGCUGGAGGAUCCUCAUCGAGUAUGAAUGGCAAUGGAAUAUCAGCCGAUCAACCCACAGACAACCUGAAGAAGUUCUAUUGCAAGAAUAAUGGCAUUCUCUACGAGAACGAGAUCGUUCAAAUUGGCGUCAAGACCGAGUGCAAGGCCAAUUUGGCCCGAUUGGCCCUCUUCUAUGGGAACAAGACAUCUACUCCAUUCAUAAAUUUCCAACCCAUCGUCACUUGUUCGCCGGAGCUGGCCACGGCCUUAGUGUUGCAAGUCAAGACCGUUGAUUCCACGGUUGAAGCUGGGGCCCAAUUCCAGCAAAUGGUCAACCUGGAGUGUGUGGCUGAUUUCACAUCUCAACCAGAUCUGAAUGUAUCGUUCAUGAAUAGCGGACUGCCUUACAAAGUGAGCUGCAAGAUCCCCAUCUCGAUCAACAAGUUCAUGGAAGCCACCGAGAUGAAUGGCGAUUCCUUCUUCUCAAGGUGGAAGAACCUUAGCAUGCCUCAGCAAGAGUCGCAAAAGAUAUUCAAAGGCUCACUGCCCAUGGAUCCAACUCAAACCAAGACCAAACUGAUCGGAUAUGGGUUCAGCCUGUUGGAAAACGUGGAUCCCAAUCCGGAGAAUUUUGUUUGCGCUGGAAUCGUUCACACGAGAUCUUUACAAAUUGGAUGUCUUCUCCGUCUCGAGCCUAAUAGUCAAGCCCAUAUGUAUCGUUUGACAGUGCGGUCAAGUAAGGAUUCCGUGGCCCAACACAUGUGUGAAGUCCUCGCGGAUCAAUUCUAAACCAGAAGCACCUGAUCAGCUUCAUAAAUCCAUUUUCUUUUAUCGUCUCUCUGCAAAAGAAGACUCCGUAGACUCCCGUUUAUUUUUUGAUCAAUCACAUGGCCUGGGAUAUUUGAGGUUUAUUACUAUUACUACUGAUUUUCCCGCUGGGGGAAAUGGUGAGGCCCACCUAAAUUGCUUAUUAUUGUUAUUGAAGUGGUUGAACAGCAUCACUAUUCGCAUCAUUAUUGCUCUUUACCAUAGAGAACAGCUUUGUUAGAGAUAUAUCAGUAAUUGAAGCUUUUCAAAGAAACAAAAGACCCACUUUUAGCCUUCUCCUCUUCCUCCUUCUUCCUUCUACUUCCAAUAUCUCUCUGCUUUCUGGACUGGUUUUUUAAGACCCGAGAUUUUGUCGUUGGUUCUCGACAUUCCUUGAACAAAUGAAUUGGAGGCGUGAUGAAAAUGCAUUUGGAAUGACAUGAUGAAGUAUGAUGUAUAAACAAUAUUGAGAAUGAAAUAGUUAUUAAAAGCUGUUGCUACUGGA